GUUUUGUUUGUUUCUAUUAUAAAAUUUUGCAAAGAGUACAAAACAAGGCUUGUGAGAGAAUAUGUGUACCAGGGGCGGACUGACAACUCAUGGGGCCCCCGGGCAAUAGGGGAUCAUGGGGCCCCUGUGUCCUUGCCCAAACUCAAAAAAGCCUAUGAAAAAGGUACCAAGGGCAUCUCAUGGGGCCCCCUACUGACCCUGGGCCCUCGGGCAGUGCCCGAGUUUCUAAAU
Staurois parvus is the source of this 231-nucleotide messenger RNA. NCBI's taxonomy places the organism in Eukaryota, Metazoa, Chordata, Amphibia, Anura, Ranidae. The record is from the annotation of a GenBank genome assembly.